GUAACUGCCGACAAUCCUCUUGGAGUCCGGAUGCGGGGAACAUUGGCUCUAAUAUGGCUAGUUUCAAGGAGAAACAGAGAGCCUCGCGGCGAGUCAGCAAUGCACGAGUAGAAGGACAUAUGCCGCCCUGUCUAUGCUGGUCGAGCUGUGGAGGAAGUCAAGCAUUUGCGGUUAGGGUGGAAUCUAGCCACGUAAUUAUCCCCGAGGGCAACUCAAACGGUAUCCACGAUAUGCAUAUAUUCCACGAAUCCCGAGGUUUAAGAAAGCAAGAAUAUCGGCAGAAAAAGAAUAAGCAAGACAAACGACAUAUCAAGGAAGAUGGCUGAUACACAGAAACCGGCCAAGACUGGCAUCAAGGUGAUUGUGGUGGGCACUGGCUUCGCGGGGUUGACCGCAGCCAUCGAAUGCCAGCGUAAAGGCCACGAUGUGCUGGUGCUAGAGAAAUUCCCAGAGCUCAAGCUGCUCGGGGAUAUCAUCUCAUUCGGACCCAACUCAUCGCGGCUGUUUUGCCGGUGGCCAGGCGUAGCCGAGCAGUUGGAACCAUUGAGCAUGCGAGCCGACGCGAUCACGCUUAAGACAUGGAAAGGCGAAACGCUGUUUAAUCAGUACUGGGAAGGCGAAGAUAAGGAAUUCGGCAUUCGUUUCGACGGCCAUCGCGGCGAGUUCCAUGAGAUUGUUUACAACCAUGCAAAGGAGAUCGGAGUUAACAUCCGACUUGGCGCACGGGUCGAAGACUACUUCGAAGAUGACAAACAAGCCGGCGUGGUCCUCCAAAACGGCGAGCGGAUUACGGCUGAUGUGGUCGUUGCGGCCGAAGGCGUGCGCAGCAAAGGCCGCAAGAUCGUACUCGGAUUCGAGGACGCGCCGAAACCGUCCGGGUAUGCCGUAUAUCGCAGUUGGUUUAGCGCCGACGAGAUCGCCAAGGAUCCCGAUACCAAGUACUUCACAGAGGGCGGCGACAAGCACGUCGCCUGGCUUGGGCCAGACGUGCACUUCAUCGCAGGGUGCAUGAAAAAAGGAAAAGACUUCUCCUGGGUGUGCACGCACAAGGACGAAGCCGACAUCGAGGAGAGCUGGCAAUUGGAGGCGCCGCUCGAAGACGCGCGCAAGGUGCUCGAGGGCUGGGACCCCGUCGUCCAGAAGAUCCUAGACAAGACGCCGAGCCCGCUCAUCGACUGGAAGCUCGUCUAUCGAGACCCCUUGCCCACGUGGAUCUCGAAGGGCCGACGGAUCGCGCUGAUCGGCGACUCGGCGCACCCGUUCCUGCCCACGUCAAUCCAGGGUGCCUCGCAGGCCAUGGAGGACGGCGUCACGAUCGCGGUCUGCCUACGCGAGAGCGGAGGCCCGGGACACGUGCAGGAGGCCGUCGCGGCGUUCGAGGCGAUCCGGUACGAGCGCGUCAAGUCGGCGCAGAAGACGGGCGAGCAGACGCGGGACAUCUGGCACAAGGCCGACUUCGAGGCCGCGAAGAAGAACCCCGAGAGCAUGCGCCUGCGGCGCGAGGCCUGGCUGCUGGGCUUCGACGCGGAGAAGUACGCCGAGGAGAACUACGCGAGGACCGUCGAGGUCCUGAGGCGUACCGGCCUCCAGGAUACGAGCGAGGCGAGGAAGCUGCAUGUGCCUGAGGCGAGGUUCGGGUAUCUCGAGUACGACGAUGAAAAGGGUGCUGCUGCGACGGGUGCUGAGAAUAUUUCUGCUGAGGCUCACGCCGUGAAUGGUACUGUUAUCUCAUAAGGUAUUGUAGCAUACUAUGUACCUAGGUAGAUGGGCAUCAUAUAUACAAAGGAAGAUAAGACAUAGAGAAGAGGCUAGACGUAGGUAAUCGACAAUUUUGGAAGAUCUCCUGAUAUAGCAUAUGCUGUACGAUUAACUCUGAUUGAUGAUUUCUUUUCUUCUGCUCUGCGUUCCCCUCUUCCUCCUACUCGGCGCGUUGGCCUUUCUCCAAAUUGAUUAAUUAAACCGGAACGCCUCCUUAUGUCAUGAUGCUAAACCUGUGUCAGGUUUCUUCUGGUGACCAAAAACGCCCGGCCGAAUACUAGGUAUUAUAUAUACAGUUUGUAUAAUCGUCGCGACGGAUGGCUCUUAUGGUUUAUGGUGUGCGGUAUGUAGUGUGGUUCGUAUAGCCCAUGAUAGUAUGAACAUGAACGUGAAGGUGAACAGAUCCGAAAUUAGAAUUGUCCCAUGUGGCCGUCAAGGAAGUGACUGGAUAUCAGAGGCCAGGUAAGGAAUGUGCCCAUCAUGGGGAAGUAUCUAUUAUUGCCAGUCAUGUUAGCCAAGUCUUAUUCCGGCUUGUAGUGGU
Molecule: messenger RNA, 2299 nt
Organism: Annulohypoxylon truncatum
Lineage: Eukaryota; Fungi; Ascomycota; Sordariomycetes; Xylariales; Hypoxylaceae
Product: putative monooxygenase
Exons: 1
Coding region: 319-1734 (471 amino acids)
Biological process (GO): secondary metabolite biosynthetic process
Molecular function (GO): monooxygenase activity; FAD binding
Source: RefSeq, a predicted model, not a curated record